This is a messenger RNA of Phytophthora sojae, 549 nucleotides long. RefSeq lists its product as hypothetical. The record is from RefSeq and is a predicted model, not a curated record. The transcript has a single exon. Bases 1 to 549 code for a protein of 182 amino acids. NCBI's taxonomy places the organism in Eukaryota, Oomycota, Peronosporomycetes, Peronosporales, Peronosporaceae.
AUGCACGUUCUCCGCGUCACUAUCGCUUGUGCCCUCGCCAUCAGCGCUGCUUGCGCGCAGGACCUCGUUCCCAGUUCCGUGUCGUCCACGUCAACGAGUACCUCCAGCUCGGGCUCGAACAACUACUACGAGUCGGACGACAGCAUCCUCACCAGGAUCGACGCCAGUGCAGCUGACGCGGCGAACGCCGGCAGCGUGUCCACGGGCAUUACCAUCACCAAGGCGUUUGCCGCUGGUAGCAGCGACUCCAGCGCCAACGGUGCGACGGUCGGCUCCGCGGACUCGAAUAGCACCGCGGCAGUCGGCACCUCCAGCGCCAGCACCGACGCGACCGUCACGGCCAGCACGUCGGGAUCUUCGGACACCACCACGGAGUCGUCCUCCACCUCCUCUACGACCAGAUACACUGAGGACACGACGUCUUCGUCCGCGUCGGCUUCGUCGACGUCGGCCUCCUCCUCGUCCGGAUCGAGCGGCGCGUCCUCGGUGGCUGCCUCGUUUGGAGCUGCCGCGGCCAGCGCCCUCGUUGCUGCGGCUUACUUCCUGUAG